Messenger RNA from Seriola dumerili (greater amberjack), 2330 nucleotides. RefSeq names its product ring finger and FYVE like domain containing E3 ubiquitin protein ligase (gene rffl). The transcript has 8 exons. NCBI's taxonomy places the organism in Eukaryota, Metazoa, Chordata, Actinopteri, Carangiformes, Carangidae. Gene Ontology annotation, cellular component: cytoplasm; plasma membrane. The record is from RefSeq and is a predicted model, not a curated record. Gene Ontology annotation, biological process: proteasome-mediated ubiquitin-dependent protein catabolic process; protein K48-linked ubiquitination; negative regulation of extrinsic apoptotic signaling pathway via death domain receptors. The coding region runs from base 175 to 1200 and encodes 341 amino acids. Gene Ontology annotation, molecular function: ubiquitin protein ligase activity.
GGCUUCGGUCUGACUCUGACUUUAUAUCUCUGGUUCCAGAUAAAACUACUAACUCAUCAUGCCGAUAAACUAACAUCGUUACGUUUAAACCAUUAGUUAGUUUUCGUUAACUAGCAGCGACGCGGUGGUUAGUUAGCUGACUGCUAGCUGUAGAAGCCCCUGUCAUUAACAGGUAUGUGGGCGUCCUGCUGUAACUGGUUGUGUAUGGACUCAGCUGAUGUUGAACACACUGGUGAAGGUGAGCGUCGGAAUCAGUCCUACAGUAACUCAGCGUUCACCAGUCAGCCAUCUUCUCCUCUACCUGAGCACACCUGUAAGGCCUGUGGGGGGCGUUUUGACACACCUGCCAAGAAGCAUGUGUGUAUGGACUGUAAGAAGAACUACUGCAGUCGUUGCUCUGCCCAAAUGGAGCCCCGCCCCCGCCUCUGUCACACUUGUCAGCGUUUCUACGGGAACCUGCUGGAGCGGGCUGAGCUUAUGAAGCUCAAAGUGAAGGAGCUCAGAGACUACCUGCACCUGCAUGAGGUCUCCACCCACCUGUGCAGAGAGAAGGAGGAGCUGGUGGAACUGGUCCUGGGGCAGCAGUCUUCACCAUCCAGUGGCUCAGCCCCCGAGACUCCUGACCCCCCCUCUGUGAGCUCGGACCCCCCCAUCUCCACCUUGACCCCUGAUCCCCCCACACCCACCCCGAUCCUGACCCCUGACCCUCCUGCUGCACAGCCUGAAGCCCCGAACCCUCCCACAGAGACCGCCCCUGCUGAGCCCGAGGUUCAGGAAGAAGACCAGACCUGGGACCCCGAGGAGCCUCAGGUCUUAGGUCGCAGAGCCUCUCUGUCGGACCUGAGCAGUCUGGACGACAUCGAGGCGCUGAGUGUCCGACAGCUGAAGGAAAUCCUCUCCAGGAACUUUGUGGACUACAAAGGAUGCUGUGAGAAGUGGGAGCUGAUGGAGAGAGUGAGCCGGCUGUACCAGGAUCAGCAGAACUUACUGGCUGCCAACACCGUGAGCGCUGAAGAGUCUGGCUGCAGCGCUGCAGGUCUGGAGGAGAACCUCUGUAAGAUCUGCAUGGACUCUCCCAUCGACUGCGUCCUGCUGGAGUGUGGUCACAUGAUCACCUGCACCAAGUGCGGCAAGAGGAUGAGCGAGUGUCCCAUAUGCCGCCAGUACGUCGUCAGAGCCGUGCACGUCUUCAGGUCCUGAACCAACCCUGACCUGGACCCAGGACCAACUGUCUUCAGAGCAAUAAACUGCAAACACAUCUUCCUGAAGGGACCCUCUACAGAAACAGAAUGCUUUUAUUUUGGUAGCUUUAUUUUUCUAGUGUAAAUAAGACGCCACGUUGGACUGUGCUGAAGAAUAAGAAGUGACCUUAUGUGAUCUUCAAAGCUGAACACUCAGACUGACUCUGCAGCUCCACAGGAGGUGGAUCACAUCUGAUCUAUAAACCAACAAUUGUCUGUGCCUUCGUCAGCUCAUCUCUGCCCCCCACCCACUCUGCCCUGACAACCGUCAGUCCUCCUCAGUGUGAAGAAGGUCUUAACCAACACCAUGAUCCAGCAGUGACACCUGAAGGUGGAAAUCUACCAAAGAGAAAUGUGGCUUUAUCUGGACAGGUGAGGAGGGUCCAUCCAAACCUGCACAGUGUCAGCGAGUGAUCACAUGACCUCUAAAUGAACACAUGCACAUACAGUGUUCUUAUCGCAGCCUUCGGUUUGUUUACAGUCUGCAGUGAGUUUACUCUGUAAAACAUAACUAAGUGAAGUAAAACAGCAAAAGGUGUGCAGGGUACUGGGCACUCAAAUAUAGAACUAUAUAAAAUCAACAGCUCGUAGCGGUGAUACACAGACAGGAAAGACUAAGAAUAAAUAUAAACAUGGCUGGACUCAGCUGCAGACUGUUCACAAGAGGUUUUCCACGCUUUCAUGAAGCCUCAGGACCUGAUUUAUCUGCAUCCUUAGGACAGUUCAUAACAGUACUGUUGGUCCUGUUUGGUAUCAGGACUGACAGAGACCUGAGACCGCUUCCUCCCUCAGACCAAAGCCGAAAGUUCUUCUACUUUGAGACAUCAGCCUUAUCUUUCUGUGCUAACUCACUCAUGGACUUCUGUGUAGUAAAAUCCAAACUAAGCAGUGUCACUCCAGCAGCCAAUCAGAGCAGAACAACAACAUGUUGAUUAAACUGCCGUCAGAUCAGAUUAUCAGCAGGAUCAUGACCUGACACUGGGCCCGCCCCCUGCCUCAGGUGACUGGUCAAUGACACCUUUACCCUCUGACGUGCAGGUGAGCAUCCUGCAGCAGACAAGUGAACAUGUUCACAGUUAACGGGAUUAG